Messenger RNA from Boleophthalmus pectinirostris (great blue-spotted mudskipper), 5505 nucleotides. RefSeq names its product tetratricopeptide repeat domain 7B (gene ttc7b). Gene Ontology annotation, cellular component: plasma membrane. Gene Ontology annotation, biological process: protein localization to plasma membrane; phosphatidylinositol phosphate biosynthetic process. Lineage: Eukaryota; Metazoa; Chordata; Actinopteri; Gobiiformes; Gobiidae. The record is from RefSeq and is a predicted model, not a curated record. The transcript has 30 exons. Gene Ontology annotation, molecular function: protein binding. The coding region runs from base 69 to 3659 and encodes 1196 amino acids.
UUCACAGUCCAGAUCGCUUGGGCAGUGGAAGCUCUCCGGCUGUUUUGGUCCAGCUGAGUCGGCCCAAAAUGACAGCGAAGAAGUCUGGCUCACGACUGGAGACCGAAAUUGAGCGGUGUCGAUCUGAGGCGCAAUGGGACAAAAUCCCGGAGCUGGUGCGGCAGCUUUCAGCCAAACUCAUCUCAAACGAUGAUCUUGGAGAAUUGCUGUUGGGGGAAUGUAAACUGCAGACUUAUCUUAAAGAGAAUCCCAUUAAACAAGGGGCUAGUCCAAGAGGUCCACGGCCCAAACUGGUGGAGGUCAGAAAACACCUCACAGCAGCGUUGGACCGAGGGAACCUAAAGCCUGACUACUUGCAGGAGGCCAGUCUGCUGAUGGCAAAGCUCUGUUAUGUGGAAGGGGACUACAACGAUGCCUUAGGUCACUACAACAAGGUGAAUCUGGAUGAGCUGCAGCUGGGAGGGGCUCCAGUCUAUAGGCUUUCUAUGAUUGCAGAGGCUUAUGCGACUAAAGGCCUUUGUCUUGAAAAGGUGCCUGCCUCCUCUCCAUCUCUGGCUAACAGGAACACUGGCUCUCCAUCAUCUAACAGGGGCACAACAGACAGGGACCAGGAAAUCAUCACAUGCUAUGAAAAAUCAGGAGAUAUUGCUCUUCUCUACCUGCAAGAGGCUGAGAAGGCUUUGUCAGCAGGGAUGCAGAACCGCAGCCCUAAACCAGGUCCAGCUACACAAGAACAAGAGCUAGGUUAUUUUCUGGAGACUGGCCUGCAAAGAGCUCAUGUUAUUCACUUCAAAAAUGGUAACUUGACUCGAGGUGUUGGCCGAUUUCGUGAGAUUCUUCGGGCUGUUGAGACAAGAACCACUCAGAACCUGCGCAUGACCAUAGCGAGACAGCUUGCAGAGAUCUUGCUUAGGGGGAUGUGUGAGCAGAGUUACUGGUCUCCCCUGGAAGACCCGCCCACAGUGUCCCCAUUGGACGAUCCCACUCGGCAUGGACACGUUCACAGCAAGAACUACACUCUGAGCCGACGCCCUCGAGUGUACUCUGGAGAGAAUCUGUUCUGCCCUCAGGAAAAUACAGAAGAAGCAUUGCUGCUGCUUCUCAUUAGUGAGUCAAUGGCAAAUCGUGAUGCCGUUUUAAGUAGGAUUCCUGAACACAACAAUGACCGCAUCAUAAGCCUCCAGUCUGCCUCUGUUGUAUAUGAUCUUUUGACCAUUGCUCUAGGCAGGAGAGGGCAGUAUGAGAUGCUAUCUGAGUGUUUGGAGAGAGCCAUGAAGUUUGCCUUUGAGGAGUUUCAUUUGUGGUACCAGCUCGCCCUGUCGCUGAUGGCUGCUGGGAAAUCUGCCCGAGCAGUGAAAGUUCUUAAAGAGUGCAUUCGCUUGAAACCGGAUGACCCCACACUCCCACUACUUGCUGUCAAACUCUGUAUUGGACCUCUUCACUGGUUAGAUGAAGGGGAGACAUUUGCAAAGAUGGUGAUUGAAAUGGGAGAGAAAGCAGCAGAGUUCAGAGCUAAAGGAUACUUGGCCGUGGGUCUUGUUUAUAGCCUUAAAGCGACAGAUGCAUCAUUGAGAAGUUUGCAAGAGGAAUACCAGAGAAAGGCCUUGGGUGCAUUCCAGAGAGCCCAGAGUCUAUCACCAACUGACCAUUUAGCAGCUUUCUACCUGGCACUUCAGCUGGCUGUGUCACGCCAGAUUCCUGAGGCUCUGGGAUAUGUGCGACAAGCAUUACAACUACAAGGUGAUGAUGUCCAUUCCCUCCACCUUCUGGCUCUACUGCUGUCUGCACAGAAACACUAUCACGACGCAUUAAAUAUUAUAGAAAUGGCUCUGUCAGAAUACCCUGAGAAUUUUAACUUAUUGUACACUAAAGUAAAGUUGGAGUCGAUGUGCAGAGGACCAGAAGAAGCUCUACUUACCUGUAAACACAUGUUGCAAAUUUGGAAGAGUUUUUAUAACCUUACCAAUCCCAGUGAUUCUGGUCGUGGAAGCAGCUUAUUGGACAGAGCCAUCGCUGACAGACGCCAGCUUAAUGCCAUGACUCUACCUGACUUCAGUGACCCUGAGACUGUUUCUGGUUCUUCCUCGUCUCACUCUGGUUCAGAUCAGAUCUCUCCCACCUCCCCACUUCUUUUGACCAUUGCUCUAGGCAGGAGAGGGCAGUAUGAGAUGCUAUCUGAGUGUUUGGAGAGAGCCAUGAAGUUUGCCUUUGAGGAGUUUCAUUUGUGGUACCAGCUCGCCCUGUCGCUGAUGGCUGCUGGGAAAUCUGCCCGAGCAGUGAAAGUUCUUAAAGAGUGCAUUCGCUUGAAACCGGAUGACCCCACACUCCCACUACUUGCUGUCAAACUCUGUAUUGGACCUCUUCACUGGUUAGAUGAAGGGGAGACAUUUGCAAAGAUGGUGAUUGAAAUGGGAGAGAAAGAAGCAGCAGAGUUCAGAGCUAAAGGAUACUUGGCCGUGGGUCUUGUUUAUAGCCUUAAAGCGACAGAUGCAUCAUUGAGAAGUUUGCAAGAGGAAUACCAGAGAAAGGCCUUGGGUGCAUUCCAGAGAGCCCAGAGUCUAUCACCAACUGACCAUUUAGCAGCUUUCUACCUGGCACUUCAGCUGGCUGUGUCACGCCAGAUUCCUGAGGCUCUGGGAUAUGUGCGACAAGCAUUACAACUACAAGGUGAUGAUGUCCAUUCCCUCCACCUUCUGGCUCUACUGCUGUCUGCACAGAAACACUAUCACGACGCAUUAAAUAUUAUAGAAAUGGCUCUGUCAGAAUACCCUGAGAAUUUUAACUUAUUGUACACUAAAGUAAAGUUGGAGUCGAUGUGCAGAGGACCAGAAGAAGCUCUACUUACCUGUAAACACAUGUUGCAAAUUUGGAAGAGUUUUUAUAACCUUACCAAUCCCAGUGAUUCUGGUCGUGGAAGCAGCUUAUUGGACAGAGCCAUCGCUGACAGACGCCAGCUUAAUGCCAUGACUCUACCUGACUUCAGUGACCCUGAGACUGGCUCAGUCCAUGCCACGUCCAUCGCAGCCAGCCGAGUGGAGCAGGCUCUGUCUGAGGUAGCCUCCUCUCUCCAGAGCAGUGCCCCCAAACAUGGACCCCUGCAUCCCUGGAUGACCUUGGCUCAGAUAUGGCUACAUGCAGCCGAAGUUUACAUUGGGAUGUCUAAGCCAGCUGAAGCCACAGCGUGCACGCAGGAAGCCGCCAACCUGUUCCCCACGUCCCAUAAUGUGCUGUACAUGAGGGGACAGAUCGCAGAGCUGAGGGGCAACAGUGAAGAGGCCAAGCGGUGGUACGAGGAGGCGCUGUCCAUCAACCCCACACAUGUGAAGACCAUGCAGACUGGUAAUGCACAGAAUACACUGUUAAGUUCAUCAGCCAUGAAAAAACCUGUAUUGGUCAAUGUUACGACCCAGCUCGUUUGGGAAUCUCUUUCUUCACAGGGUCUGAUCCUCCACCAGCUCCAGCGCUACAGUCUGUCUGAGAAGGUUUUGAGAGAUGCUGUGCAGGUAAACAGCACGGCUCACGAUGUGUGGAACAGUCUGGGCGAGGUGCUGCAGGCCCAGGGUAACUCUGCUGCUGCCACUGAGUGCUUCCUCACAGCAUUGGAGCUAGAAGCCAGUAGCCCCAUUCUGCCAUUCACUAUCAUACCCAGAGCUCUAUAAUGAAACACACAACACAGUACAUACUUCUAGAGUGUCAGUUGGUGGUUUUCAGAUUCUAAAAUGUGAACUUACUUCCAGAUGCCCCCCCAUCAGAUCCAGAUUUGACUAUUGUUAAGUUUCAAAUGACAUUACAACAUUCUAUAGAUCAGUACUAUUUAAUACAGCUGCAGGGCAGCUAAAAUUAAUAUUUAAAUGUAGAGUUUUGUUGUGAUAUAGCAGGUUCUUAUGUGUAGUCACUAAUAGAAAUCAGGUUUAACAUUUGUAAAUUUACUUUUUAGAUAUUUCAUGGUAAAAUAAGAUGUAAUAAAUAGUAAAAUCUGAUUCUUAUCUCUCAUCACACACUAGAAUCUGAAAACAACCAUUGACUACAUUGUUCUUUGCCAAAAAAAACUCUCUGAUUAUUUUUAUUAGUGUCUAAAUCCCAGAAUUUAUUAUAUUGCAACAAAAAUCUGCAUUUUAACAAUAUCAAUGUUUGCAGCCCCCAUCUGUAUUAAAUAGUUCUGGCCUAUGGAAUAUUGUAAUUGGAAACCCAGUAAUACUGUAUCAGCCCAAAUCAAAGAAUUGUCAAAACCACUUAUACCCAUUUACAUUACUGAUCUGUGAUGCUGUAUACAAAAUUGGAAAAUUUCCAUAACAAGCAGCUUUAUUCAGUUUCUAAUCAGUGCAUUUUUGUAGCCCAGAAUCAAAACAUCAGUGGCCUCACAGGGCUUCACAAAAUUGUUGAAACAGAGAAGCAGUUACUGGUCAAUAUGCUAUAACCUCCAUAUUUCUGUUAAGGCAGCUAUUCUUUUUCCUCUUGUGGUUACUGUCGUCUCUGCCUGGUUAGAAUUGUAUACUAAUUGUACUAAAUAUUAAUAUUGGGCUUACACAAAGAUUAUACUGUUGUUUACAGGAAUGCACACUUUUCCAAGCUGUAACUGAAAACACUAUUCGGUAGGCUAUUGAGCUGUACUACAAUGCUUCUUCGCUUUCCCACAAUGCCUUUCUUUGCUGAGCCUCCUUAGCAUCACAACAGCUGACGGCCUGUUGACAUGUUGCCAUAGUUGCACUUUCAGCAUGUCUGUUGCCACUGUAUUUUGCCUACGAGCGAGUGCUAUCAGUGUCUGUGUUAUCGAUAUGUCCACGUGUGCGUACGUAUGUGUUUAUGUGCCAACUUGUUGCCUCUACAGAUAAGCGUUACUGUAAUUUGCUGUGUGCGUUCUUGCUCUCAGAUGUAAAUAUGACUAAGUUUGAGUUACAUCUCUGCCUUUAUUACAUUAUUUUAGUUACGUUUACAUGCGCUCCACAGUUUUUUCAAAUGUGGAAGUUUUCCUUUUGCCAUGCCAAAUAUUUCAAAAUGAUGUGUUUACUUUACACCGGAUCUCAUCUCUGACCUGUUGUUUUUUGCUGUUCAAACAAAGGAAAUCAAUGUUACUGUAAAGUGGACUGUUAAAGCAUAGGCUGUUGCAAUGUUUGUAAAUAGAAACUACAGCACAUUACUAUAAUUUAUAAUGAAUCUGUCCUCCUGAUCAGAUGCUUUCAAGUAAGCAAUGGAAAUUGGAUGAGUUGAAUUUGUUGAAAUUGCUUAAAUGCGUUUUAUUAUCAAAUAAAUUCUCACGAAAUGGCACUCUAUUACUUCCAAAUGGUGUAGAGACAUUAACAAAAGUAAAUAUUGAAGAGAAUCGCAAUAACUAAAUACGUGAAUAUAGUUUUUCCUUGAAUUUUAUGAAAUACCAAAAUAUAUUGAUGUACAUAAAAUUGUGUUAUUUUAGUAAAUUAUACAUAUUUUUGCUGUAAAUGGGACCUGAUUCGUUUUGAUUUGAGCUGUACAGGAGUGACUGAAAUGUGAAUAAAAGAUUUAAACUGA